Molecule: messenger RNA, 6680 nt
Organism: Ostrinia nubilalis (European corn borer)
Lineage: Eukaryota; Metazoa; Arthropoda; Insecta; Lepidoptera; Crambidae
Product: apoptosis-resistant E3 ubiquitin protein ligase 1
Exons: 18
Coding region: 213-3044 (943 amino acids)
Biological process (GO): negative regulation of apoptotic process; protein polyubiquitination
Cellular component (GO): cytoplasm
Molecular function (GO): ubiquitin protein ligase activity
Source: RefSeq, a predicted model, not a curated record
GCAUAUCCUCACGCAUCACUAAAUAUGAUCGCUUUAAUCCUCUAUGUGAUAACAACCAAUUAAAGUAACCAUAACUUCAGCAUAAACUUACGUAAAACGUGAUUCUAUACUAAAUAAAUAAAAUCUUCUCUCAAUCAAGUGAGCAUCCUUUGUAUUCGUUGUAAAUAACAUCACAAAAGGACGAUCCGAUGUGCUAAGCCGUUUGGACAUUGAUGUUUCUUGGCUUGCAAGUACAAAAGCUGAGCAUAAGUUUCGAGCCCGGCAUGUGGCAGUUCGACGAGACCGCGGAGAUAUGCUCCAUCGGGAUGAUCCACCCGUCCCACAGCAGGCACUCGGGACUCUCCAUGCUGUCCAGUGUCUCGCAGUUCUCAGGCAUCUCGACGCUGUCGGGCUGCGGAUCGCCUGAGCAGCUGGAAGGACUGCCGGAGCUGCCGCCGGCGGAGGAGCGCCGCCUCAAGCGCGCCGCGCUGGUGCUGCAGCAGCGCCUCGUGCUGCGCCAGUGGCUCGCCACGCACCGCCUGCAGCACGCCUACACAAAACUCCUGAGCCUGGACGUGUCAUCACUGGAAGAUGUGUACUGGCUGGAAGACCGGACGGCGCAGCAUGUGCUUGACCCCAAGGACUUCGGCGCGUGGUCGGCGGCGCGCCAGAGCCUACCCACCGGCAAGGAGGCGCUGCAGACGCUUAAGGGCGAGCUGUGGAGCGCCGUCGUCAAGAACAGCAAGCACCAGGACGCUUGGACGUGGGGCGGGAUGCUGGUGGUGUCGGUGUCAGUGUGCGGGCUGGUGACGCUGGCGGCCAUGACGCAGCCGUCGCUGGCGCCCGAGGCCAAGCACUCGCUCCUGCAGUACGUCACCGGCAAGUACCUGCACCCGCCCAGCUGCAGGGUGGAGUGGGGCUGGCAGGACCCGCACGUGGUGGGCGAGACCAUGUGCCUGACGGUGCUGUGCUUCCAGCGCAACGGCCAGCCCUACCCCAUCUGCGACACCGACGAGCUCACCGUCAUCGUCUCCCACGGCACCAGGAAGAUCACGCCGGUGCUGGAGCUGGGCUCGGGCGACCCGGCGCGGGCGCACACGGCGCGCGUCAAGUUCACCGUGCGCAUCGCCGGCCUCUACAUCAUCUCCGUCACUAUAGGGGGCGCGGGCGUCUGCGGCAGCCCGUUCCGGCGGCGCUUCCUGGCGGGCGCGGUGUGCGCGCGCCUGUCGCGUGUCGGCCGCGCGCACGCCGCGCUCGUGUGCACCGCCACGCACGACAAGACGCUGCACAUCCACCCGCGCGACCAGUACGACAACCCCGCGCCGCUGGCCACCGCUGACGUCAGCGACUUCACAGCGAAGAUAAACCUCCUGGGUGAAGAAGAAGAUGAGAAGCUAUCGUCCAUGGUGUCGUUUGCAUACGACUCGGUGAACCAGCGUGUCAGCAUGGCGCUAUGCUUCCAAGAGCCCGGCGUGUACCUGGCGCGCGUGUCGUGCGCCGGCGUGCUGCUGCUGCACGGCCAGUUCCACUGCAUCGUGCUCACAGCGAGCGACACAGCCACGGUCUCCCGCAACAUGUCCGCCAAGCGGCACGGCGUGUGCUACGAGGCGCGGCUGGCCGGCGCCAAGCCGCGGCGGGUGCUGUGCUGCCUCAGCCCUAAGCAGCUCAUCGUCAAGGACUACAUCCUCAAGUUCAUCCCUAAGCGCAUCACAUCUUUCCGCCUGUGCCCGUCCACUAAGUUGAUCCUGGCGCCGCGGCCGCUGGGCGCGGGCCCGGGCGGCGAGUUCUCGGUGGAGGACGGCGUGCAGGCGCCGCUGAAGCUGUGGGCGCCCGAGCGCGACCUGCUCGCCGCCACCUUCACGCACCUGCUGCUGGCCAACUGCGGCGGCGAGGACACCUUCAAGAACAAGCAGGACUACUUCUACAGCGAGCUGCGCAAGCUGCACGCGCGGCACCCGCACGACAAGCUGGCCGUGCGCGUGCUGCGCGAGCAACUGCUGGCCUCCAGCCUCAAAGCCACCAAGCACUUCACGCGCGCCGACUGGUGCAAGAGUUUCGACGUGACCUUCCAAGGCGAGCAAGGCGUGGACUGGGGCGGCGUGCGGCGCGAGUGGUUCUCUCUGCUGUGCGGGCAGCUGUUCGACGCCAAGCUCGGGCUGUUCGUGUCCUUCCACGACGCGCCCGGCGGGCUCGUGCACCCCAACCCCAACCGCCCGCCGCACCUCAAGCUGAAGCACUUCGAGCUAGCAGGCAAGGUGGUGGGCAAGUGCCUGUACGAGUGCGCGCUGGGCGGCUCGUACCGGCAGUUCGUGCGCGCGCGCCUCACGCGCUCUUUCCUCGCGCAGAUCAUCGGCCUGCGCGUGCACUACCGCUACUUCGAGUCGGACGACCCCGAGCUGUACCUAUCGAAGAUCAAGUACGUUCUGGAGACGGAUCUGGACGCGGCCGACGGCGUGCCCGAGCUGUACUUCGCUGACGACGAGUACGACGCCGCCGGCCGCCUGCGGGCCACGCGCGAGCUGCUGCCCAACGGCGCCAACAUACGGGUUCGGAACAGUACGAAGCUGCAGUACGUGGACCUGCUGGCGCAGUGGCGGCUGGCCGUGCGGUGCCGCGCCGAGACCGACGCCUUCCUGCGCGGCCUGGCGCUGCUGGUGCCCGACAACCUGCUGGCGGCGUUCGACGAGAUGGAGCUGGAGCUGCUGGUGUGCGGCUCGGGCGAGCUGUCCGUGGCCGACUGGCGCGCGCACGCACGCGCGGCCGGCGGCGGCCGCGACUGGGAGCGCGUGCUCGCCUGGUUCUGGGCCGCCCUGCACGCGCUCACGCCGCCCGAGCGCGCCCGCCUGCUGCACUUCAGCACCGGCUGCAGCCAGCUGCCGCCCGGCGGCUUCCAGGAGCUGAACCCGCGCUUCCAGAUCACGCCGGCGCCCAACUUCGGCGCGCUGCCCACGGCGCACACGUGCUUCAACCAGCUCUGCCUGCCCGACUACGACAGCUACGAGCAGCUCGUCAAGGCGCUGUUGUGGGCGAUCAACGAGGGCGGCGAGGGGUUCGGGAUGAUCUAACUUGUAUACACAUACAAUGUUUUACCACGACUCUAAGGCUGGUUUUAGAGUCACGCUGACGCACCCUGACCGUCAGCGCUGACAGCCGAAAUGUAUGAACCGUCGGCGCCGAGCGAUCAGCCUCACUCAGGAACGUUCCCUUCAAUUACAUACAUAUUGAUCUGUCAGCGCCGACGAUCAGCGAGCGGUCAGCGCGAUUCUAAAACCCGCCUAAGAACUAAUAGGGAAUAUGCAUGAUGAUGAUGCCCUUAAAUAAAAUUGACAACGGGUUAAACAGAAUAUAAAUGUAAGAAAAAGGUACGUAAUCCAACAUUGUUAGUAAAAUAUUUCCGUCCCUCUCUAAUAGCUUUUUUAUGACGGACACGAAGUCUUUCGUCGCAUUUCUGUCCAGACUUCUGAAUUUAAUCUUUGUAUUGUGAAGCUUUAAUAUUCAAGCACUAACCAAGAUUAUUGAAUAUAUUACGUACUUAAAAAAUAUAGUCAUGCAUAUUCCCUAUUUAUAAAAAUAAUAAUUGAAAAAAGCGGACGUCAUUCUCCAAACUCUAUUUGGCGUAAGAACAAUGUGAAUUUGGUUAUUAUCACUUAAACUUAAAACUUCUUUGAAAUUCGCACAAGGUCUAAUAUUUUAAAACUCCAGGCAGUGUUGACCAAUGAAGAAAUUGCCUAAAGAAUACUCUACGACCGAUAUACAAUAAUUAUGCUCGUUUUGCAUUUAUAUUCUAUUACAUAUUGGACAUUAUUAGUUUUUAUGUUGACAUGUUGUGUGAGAUUGUGUUAUGUGCGUGCGUGGUAACAUCUCGUUACUUGUGUGGUGAAUGUUCAAACGGAAAACGGGAUCACUGUGUAUUACUAGUAUAAUAUUAUUUUUCAAUUAAAUAUUUUAAUAGAAAUGUUGAACAAGGCCUAAAGUUAAUGUAAACUUGACUUCUAGUCAGAGAUGUCCCCGCCGAAGUGAGGGCGAUAUUUAUUUAUUAGAAACGGCCUUUAAGAUUAAAUUAUUUAUUUAUUAGAUAGUAUUAAAUCGAUCUCUUGCUAGUCAUAAGCGUAACUUUCUUUCGUAUUUUAUAACCGAAUUUGUUCGGUCAACUUUUGUUAGUUAACUAAUGAUACAAGCUCUUCCGAAAAAGGCACAUGCAUGUCAUAAUCAUUGGAAUAUCAUUGAUUUACACUAACUACCAAAACUUUAUCUUAAGAUAAAGUUCUGAUCAUCAAAUUGAACCCAUUGCCAGACGUAGUACCAGUUAAUACGGUUUAUGUCAUGCAUGAACCAAUUUAGUUGUUUUAUUGAAGCCGGGGCGUAGUGUUCGUAGUUGUAACAAAGGAUCCUGCCAGCUGCCGGUCAGUCGCGGAAUUGAACCAUCGACAAUAAUCUCGUGCCCGGUGCGCGUGCGCUUCUGACAUUUGCUGACUUUCAUGAGCCCUUUUAUUUGUAUCGAGUUAAGUGUAAAAAUCUUUGUCUUCUCUUUUUUUGUCGGGGAAAUUACGUAUUGAAGUCCGGGGACAAGGCCAAUGUGUGCCCCCCCCCACCUCUCCCCUCAUCGGUAGGCUGAGGCAUAUCCACUAAAAUAACCCAGGUGCUUCGUCACUCGCUUUAGUGGGGAAAACUAUGGGAAUCUUGACAAAGCCUUCAAUGAGCACCGUCCCUCCCAGAUUCUUCUCUCUACUUGGCCUAAGUUUUAACGCAAUUUCGCAGUAGGCAAAACAAUCCUACUAGAGAAAGGUCUUCUGUCACUUUUACUUUUCUAAACUAGCCACUGAUUUCGAGGAUUUUGCCUUCCUUUCAGUAUGGAAAUGAGGGACAAGAUUGAAAUCAAGAUUUAUGAUUCUUGAAUAAUAUUAUUUUUGCAUAUUCUCUGUAUUUACUAUUAUAAAUCGCUGUCAGCAAGUGUCGGAAUUGUAAUGUAUUAGAUGUGUGACAUCUAUAAAAUGUAUGCAUGUGUUUGUGUGUUGUGAGAGCGCAAGCAAGAUGAGAGACUUCAUAAAAUACUUUUGAGUUAGUAUUAUUUAUUUUAGAAUAUUUUAUAUUAGUGAUUAAAGUUGACAUAUUGCAAAAAGGUAUUUAUUUAUGUAUUUAGUUGUAGAUUAAUUAUUUUUAAAUGACAUUUUAUUUAUACUUAUGUAUAAAAACUAUCGUAAGUUUAAAGCCUAUAAAUAUUUUCUUGUGAGAUAUGUAUAAGCAUAGUUUAUGUAUUAGAUAAAAGGAAAGCUACAUUAUUGUUCAGAUAUUUCUAUGAUUGUGUAUGUAAAUAGUGAUAAUGCUACGUUAUAAAUUAUAUGUUGAACCAUUUCAACCAUAAUAGUGACAUAAUGUCUGAAUUAAUUUAUUUAUUUAUGUAAUACAAUGAGAAAUAUUGAAUGUGUAGAGAACAUUAUUAACAUAGCCAACUUGAUCUUGCUCUAUAUGUCACUAGCUUGUCAAUGGUCGCCUGACCCAUGUUGGCCUAAUGUCAAAGGAUUUAUUUUAGGGCUGGAGACUGUUGGACUUUAGUAGUAGGUAUCUAUUUAUUUCAUUCUCUUUAGCGAUUACGCCCUUUUUAGACCAAAUAAAGCAUCUCGUGUUUCACAAAGCCGUACUAUCCGUAUUAUUAUGUUAAUUAAUAAAUAUGCAUUCUUGAUGUAGUGGUGAUGUAGCCUACUCGGGGAUUCCUGCGAUUUCCCUUCAAAACCAGUUCGCGCCAUAAUUAUGUAACAAUCGGACUAUUUGAUGACCAAUUAAUGUAUCUGAUGAAAAAUUAAUACGACGUUUGUAGUUUUGGGAGGAAAAGGCACGUGCCAUCCUCGUAAGAUUAGACAACGGUAUAUAAAUAAUAUAGUUGACUAAUAUUUCCUCAAAAUAUUCGGUACUUCACCGAAUUCAAUCUUGAUUUUUAAGAAUCAUCAUCCAAGUUCAAUGAAUUCAGUUUAGUCAACAUUUAGGUAUUUUUGACACGUGCCUAAGUUUGACAGAAUCGAUAGAGGUCCUCUCAGCAGCACUGCUUGAAGACCUCGAAUCGGGUUUUACAAAGAUUGGUUACAAUUUUCAAUGGUUUUUAUGUUUUCUGAUAGCGUGGGGAAACCUAAGGUGGCGCGACAUGUUCGUAGAAAUAUGGUGAGGCCAUCGUUUAAAACAUAAUAACAACACGCCCAUUAAUUCUAACUAGUAUAAUCAACUAUGUAUUUUAUAGCUUAAAUUUUUUUACCACUGGAAAUUAAGAUAGAAUUGGCUGAGCUUAAUUUUUUUGCAUAAAUAUUUUUUAUUUUAAUUUAUUUAUUUUAUCUGUAUAGAAAUGAAACACUUUUUUAUCGAUGUUACCUACCUACUGCCUAUCUCAUAAUUAAUAUUUUAUUAGUUUUAUUCUUUUGGUAUUACUGUCUGUAAUGUGUUACAUCGUUACCUUAAGAAUGGAUGUGAACAUAUUUUUAUCGAGCAAUAUUCAUACUAGUCGUAUAUCGUGAUAAAGAGGUUUCUUAAGUAUUGUUAUACAAGUUCAUAGUUUCAUAGUGUAGCGCCGCUUGCGCCGCGUCGGCUCUGCACUUCACUCAGUGUUCACCACUCUCUCUUUUUACAUUUUAUAGUGAACAUUCCAAACGUAGAUUAUAUUUUGUAGCUAAAUCGUUGAUUAGAAAUGUAAGACUGAAAUAAAUUAUACGAUACAA